Molecule: messenger RNA, 288 nt
Organism: Penicillium chermesinum
Lineage: Eukaryota; Fungi; Ascomycota; Eurotiomycetes; Eurotiales; Aspergillaceae
Exons: 1
Coding region: 1-288 (95 amino acids)
Source: RefSeq, a predicted model, not a curated record
AUGAGCUUAUACCUUUCGCAAAGUAAGAUCUUCGACGUGGCUGCUUACCUGGAUAUAGAUGGCGCCGAGUUCCGCGACGUCCUCCUUGGGAGUCUUCAGGAUCAUCAUCUCCACGCAUCCAUACCACCUGGUCAGAGAAACCCUCGCAGACUACACCAAGAGACCUGCAUGUCUUGCACGCAGGACGGUUUUGGUCGCAUUUUACAUGUCGCCGCCUGCAAGUGCUGCAGCCUCCAAGUACAUGGGAUCGACGGGCGCGCGACCGCAGCGAAGUCACCAUCGUAUUGA